CUCUCCUAUGAGACUGAGUGUCUGUCUGGGAGCUCUCCUAUGAGACUGAGUGUCUGUCAGUGAGCUCUCCUGUGAGAGAGUGAGCUCUCUCUCUAAUCUGUAAAGCAGACUGUCUCCCAUUGGACCCUGUGUAGAUGUGACACUUGCUCAGGACCAUGUCUGCUAAGAAAGACGGGACCUCCUUUAGCAUUGAGGAUGACAGCUACACAGAGGAUGUUUCCCGUGCCUGGGACAGUCUGCAGGAAGCCAAACAUGUGUUACAAAGGAUUGAGAACAAAAUGAGUCCCGAGGUUCACAGGCGGAAAUGGAUGCCGAAAACACAGAGACUGUUGUUUGAUAGAGAUUCAUUUUCUGGGCACGAUUCUUGUUUUACCACAAUUAAUGAUCAGCUGCUCUUAGGAGACAUCAAGGAACACAGCAGACGGGCAGACGAGACAUUUACACUAGACAGGUUUCCAGAAAGGGAUGACACAUAUGAUUCUUCCAUCGAAGACAUUAAACUUGGCUGCUCAGGCAGAAACUUGUCUUCAAAGUCCUCAUUCUUUUCAGAAAGGAAGGUAUUUCCCACCGAUAUGGACAGAAGACAUAUCAUGGCAUAUAGCACAAAGCUCGAUGAUCAGGACUGGUUACCAGCGAAAACUCACAGAACCUCUGGAGAUAUAUCUUUUCUAGAAAGCAAUAGACCCAGAGAAUAUGUGGUAGAAGAUACUUUGAACACAUAUUUGGAUGAGUUUUCUUAUCCACUGACUGUCCAAAACUUGCACUCUGAGGAGCAAAAUGUGCCCUGCGUUUCCGCAUAUCACAUCAUGACUACGUUAUCUCCAAAGAGGGACUUAUAUACUCAGAAACUGGACUACCUUAAGAACAAAUCACCCAAUGACAAACUAGAGAGAUUGAAGGAGAAGAUCAGAGAACAGAAACGAAGACGGAAUGCCUCAAGGGAAAGGCUACCAAACGCUUGGCAAGCUGGGGCAACGAUUAUCAAGCCUCUCUUGAAACGAAAGGUUUGCAAGGUGACGUUUGCCCCUCCUCCUCGUAACUUUAAAGGUAUCAGUGCUCAAAGUAAGAAGACGGGCCGCUCAAUUGCCGAGAUGAGAGAACCCAGGAGCAGAAAUAGGAUGGAAACGCUACCUUUAGGAAAACCCCAAAAUGCCAUAAAAAAGAGUCCGGUUUUUAGGAAACUGUCGUUUGAAUCCCCAUCACCAGAGAAAAAAGCAAGAAGCACGGAUCUAUACGGAGCGUCCGCGUGGAGGGAGGGACAAAAGCUUGUGAAGAAGUUACUCGGCCCAAGUCCAGUUGUGUCGAAAAUGCUGCGUGUUUCUCAAGAAGAUGGUGGGGCUACCAUGAGAGCAGGAAGCUGCAAAAGUAUAAGUCAGAAAACGCUAUUACCGUCAGAUGCUCCUGUUAGUCACCUGAAUACUAAAACGUUCACCCAAGCCUGUAGGAAGCCUGGUCAUUGCGCAGACGUAAACCUGCACAGCUCUACACCUGAAGCCCUACAACGUAUCUCUACUGAAGUACCAGGGAUGAGAGUCUUAGACAGAGGCAGAGGAGUGGAUAUGCCAAAAAGUGAAGCUGGGAUCCUUCAACAUGUAGCCAGGAGGUCAGAAAGUACAUCCCCUAAAAGAUCUCUCACAGAUUUAGUCAGCUUGGCACAGAAUCCUAAGAAGGAAAAUGUAGCACAAGGAGACCAGAAGCAGGGUAGAAAACACAAGAUUCGAAGCUACAGUGUCGAGGAAGUGCGGGACUUCAUGAAGAAAAAGAAUAUGGAGAGGCUGAAGCGAGAGCGAGAAGCCCAGAGUUUGUUACAAAAUGCUGCGCAGUUGCGACAGAAAAGAUUGCAAGCUGUCUUCAAGAAGCAAAAAGAUGCUUUUCCCUUCAGGAGUGACCCCAAAGCACGUGUCAAGUACCACCAAAGAAAGCAUUGUGAAACAACGUGUCUCGGAAGUGAGGAAAAAGGCAUUCCUGAAUGGGUUCAGUUAAAAUCAUUGGCUCUACUUAAAGAAGUAGAUCAGAGCAGCAGAAAAGGCACACCCCAUGCAAAUAAGGACCCUGUCCAAGAUGAACACUCUAGUCCACUCAAACUUCAAGAUUUGGAUACAUUUAGUAUGACAUUAAAAAAGCAGAUUGCAGAGAUCUCUUCAAAAAACGAUGGCAUAUACGAUUCUUCACCACCAAACAGAGACCCAUCCCUGUCUCCAUAUCGAGAUAACCAAGACCGUAUGAAGGCUAUUUGGGCUGUGGCCAAAGAGCUGGGGGAGAGGAUUGAAGUGGAAGCAAGUAGGCUAGGAACAAAACAAAUACCCCAAGAUCCCAGUAGUAAUCCAGUUCCAAUACAACACACCUCACCAGCGAAGGUCAGCCCAACUGGCUCGCCAAACAACAGGAUCUCCAGGUUCUCACCAGAGCUGUCUUCCAUUAGACAUGGAAAAGCUGCCCAACCUGAGACUGAGAGAAGAAGAAAUUUAGAAAAAUGGAGAGUGAGUGAUAGCAGCCUUGGUACCUAUACCGUAAGCACAACUUCCAGAAAUGAUAAUUUGCCACAGACGUCUGGUCAUGUUGGAAGUGACACCAUGAUGGAGGAGGUGAUGGACAGGGAAUAUCACAUUAACAAAGGGUACCGCGAUCGCAAAAGGUCUCCAACCAAUAAGAGACAUCAGGACAAGAAGACUCGAAAAGAUAGCCCCAACCGCCAAUCCUCAAGCACAAGUCCGCAGGUAAUUCCAAUGAAAUCGGAACCCAGCUGGCAUUUAGAAAAAAUAACAGGAACAGAGUUUACAAGUCCGAAAUUGGAUCGGAAAAAUUCACACUCUCUGAAAAAAGUUAACAAGGAUAAGAGGAAAAAAAUAUCUAUUUUAUCUCCUGCAGAGGAAGGAUUGACCGGUGUACAUGAUUUACCUCAAACCAAGACGGACAUAGUGCAGACUUUGAAGGCGCAGAUCACCCAACAGAAAGAGGAGCUUGCAAUCCUGCGGGUGAAAGCCAAGGCUGAAGCUGAAGAGGCGGAGAGAUGUAUGGAGGAAAUGAUGAAACACAGAGCAGCCUGGCCUGUGGAACUCGCAGAACUGGAAGGCAAACAAACUGCCCAGCAAACGCCAAAAAUCAGACAUGUGCAUUCAGACAAUUGCCUGGGUGGUGUUGCGUAUGCUGCACCUAAUGAGCGGAUUCUCAUCCAUGAUGCGGUAAAGGACCGAAGACAGAAUGAUAAAACAUACCCAGUUCUUCAAACAGAUAUCGUGGAAAAUGAGCCAGUGGAUGAUUCGUGGGACCAGAUGGAACCAGCCACGGAUUCUACCAGCAAGUGGAGUGAAAUAAGUGAGUUUUAUGGUACCCCCAAUAUGUUCAGCCGCUAUAGCCUGGAGAUGGCACAGCAGUAUCUGCGGGAAGAAGAACUACGGGCAAGACACCAGACAGCCCUACUGAGACUCCGCGAGGAGGCACUCAAGGAGAAGACAAGAGCCGAGCUUGCACUGCUGGAACAUCGAAGAAAAUGUUUAGAGCUGAACAAUGAGCACGGUAACGUAGAAGAAAUUCUGGAACUGGAACACAAGAUUCAAGAAAACCUGAAGCAAGAGCAGGCAGAAAUAAGACACCUGAGUAAUAUCUACAAGGCAGCCCAUCAGGAGAGGAAGUUGCUUUUAAAGCAGCAGAAGGACGUCUUGCGGAUCCAACAGUUAGCGGCCCAUAUGAAGAAGAAGCUGUACAGUGCAUGCGCAACUCAGCAGGUUCCAGGUGAUUCCAAAGAACAGAUAACCGAUGAUACUUUGUGCAGUUCUGCAGUUUUAUCAGUGCUGUCAAACCAAGACACCGACGCUGACCUUUCAGAUCACCUGGCAGAUGAUGAUGAUGAUUUUGUAGAAGACAGAAAACAGACGGACAGUGGCAGCAUUCCUCUUCCGGAUGUGUCGCCAGCAGAAGACAGAAACAUGCAUAAAGAAACCUUACCAAGACACCAAGAUGGGGCUGCGGAGGGCUAUCCUUCAUCAGGAAUGGAAGAACCAAUGAUGGAAGCUGUUGAGAAUAAUUUAAGAAAACACCAUCACAAGUUUCCGACGGCGGAGAGAAAACUGUGCAAUCAUUUACAGGCAGGACUGGCAGCUGUAUUUCCUUAUUUUACAUUAUUCAUACACACACAUUAUUCAUUCAUCUACAUAAGAGGGAACAGGCUGUGACUAUAAAUAGGCUCCU
Molecule: messenger RNA, 4188 nt
Organism: Pelobates fuscus (common spadefoot toad)
Lineage: Eukaryota; Metazoa; Chordata; Amphibia; Anura; Pelobatidae
Gene: CCDC187
Product: coiled-coil domain containing 187
Exons: 25
Coding region: 156-4172 (1338 amino acids)
Biological process (GO): microtubule anchoring
Cellular component (GO): centrosome
Molecular function (GO): microtubule binding
Source: RefSeq, a predicted model, not a curated record